UCAUUCCGAGUGUGUGUGACAGUGUAAUCAUUGUUGGACAGUGUACUACUAGGCCGUGUCUGCUACCAGACAUUUGCAAUUAACUCAUCUAAACGAUGGACAACGCCGGUUUUGUCGACGGGAAAGAGUACCAGGACAUCGAUCUUGGAGAACCAAGUAAGGGAACAAAAGAGCCCGUCAGAGAUGAAAAAGAUGUUCAAUUCCAUAUGGCUAUUAGCGAAGUUGACAAACCAAGCUCUGGUGCGUUGACCAAGGAGGAGUUACUCAAGUAUUCGCAAUCGCACAAUUGGCGAAUGGCCCGAUGGAUUCUACUCAUCAUCCUCUUUAUUUGCUGGUGCUGUAUUCUGGCUGCCGCCAUUACAAUCAUCGUCGUCACUCCCAAGUGUCUUCCGUGGUGGCAGACGUCUGUCAUCUAUCAGAUUUUCCCGCUCUCGUUUCAGGAUUCAAACUCUGAUGGUUUUGGUGACCUGCAAGGCAUCACUGACCGCGCGGAUUACUUGGAGUCUCUUGGUAUCGGUGCCGUCUGGCUUACUUCGAUAUUUUCAUCAGGCGGGAAAGCAUUUGGAUAUGACGUCAUAGAUUAUAAAGCCAUAGAUCCAAAGCUGGGAACGAUGGAUGAUUUUGAAAAAAUGAUUGACACACUUCGCGAAAAAGGAAUUUCUGUUAUUUUGGAUUUCGUGCCAAACCAAUCGAGUGAUAAACACAUGUGGUUCAACGGAAGUAAACUUGAUUCAACCGACGGAACCAGUAACGAAUACGUCAACUAUUACGUCUGGUCCGAUAAGUCAACACCACCCAAUAACUGGUUGAGUACGCACGGAGGACCAGCCUGGACAAAGUCGGACUCAAACAGUAAGAGCUAUCUUCAUCAGAUGUCCUCAUGCCAGCCCGACCUUAACUGGAGGAAUAAAGGCGUCAGGCAGAAAAUGGAGAAUAUUUUGGAGUUUUGGUUGGAAAAUGGAGUCCAUGGUAUGAACAUGCACGGUAUUCAGUUUCUAUAUGAAACCUCAAAACUUGAUCAGAACGAGCCCCCUAACCCCAGCUUUGAUGAGAGUAUCUACAAUGGCACUACCGAGCAAUAUGACAGUUUGAAGCAUUGGUAUACGUCAGAAAACAGUUUAACUCAAGAAUUAUUGGAAGAUUGGAGAAGCGGUAUCUUUGAUCAGUAUUCUACUGCAGGUGGAUACAGGGUGUUAAUGACGGAUUCUGAUAGCAACAUGACCUAUCUUGAGCAGUACUAUGGUACUACCAGUAACAACAAAGCCGAUAUCCCGCAGAACUUCAACCUAGCCCGCCUCACUGGUGAACUGGGCACUAUGGUUACCGGCCUGCAUAUAGCUGAUACGAUAAAAGAAUACAUUGAUGACUUGCCGAGUGGUAAAUGGCCGAACUUUCAGAUUGGAAAUUAUGAAACACGGCGCAUGGCAAGUCGUUUUGGUUCCACGGUCAAUGGGAAUUACUACUCGCGUCCAUUUAACAUGAUGUUACUAACUCUACCCGGUACACCUAUAUGUUACUAUGGAGACGAAAUCGGAAUGGAGGAUAUCGAGUUAGAGUCAACAUAUAACUACCAAGACAUUAGGGCCAUCGAUGAUCCAGACAACUGGAGAAUGAAAACAAGGGAAUAUGAGUUGUCGCCGAUGCAAUGGGAUUCAAGUCCUUAUGCGGGCUUCACUUAUGCUACUCCUACUGGCGGCGGCGCAACACCUUCACCGGUUGUCCCUCCUUGGAUUCCUGUUGGCGAUAACUAUAACACAGUAAAUGUAAAGAAUGAAGAAAAAUUAGAUGGUUCCAUGUUAAGCAUGUUUAAAGCCCUUACCAAACUGCGAUCUGAUAACCGAGCAUUUCAGAGCGACAAUUUCCGGGAUUUUUCGAUACUUCACAGCACCGUGGACGUGGUUGCAUACAUCCGGGAACCAGACGACGACAGUGGCAGUUACCUCACUAUCGUGAAUUUCAGUCAGCUUCCGACCGUUACUGAUCUUCACGAACUUGACGAAAGCAUCCCGAUUCAGGGCCAGGUUGCCGUCAGCACCCAUAUGGACCGAAACGACGAAGUUGUUGAGUUGAACAAAAUUAAAUUGUACGCUGCUGAAGGCCUGGUCAUCAAGAUUUAAUUCUUUGUGCGGCUAGAUAAUUACCUUUUUUUUAGGUGUAAUUAUGCUAUUAAAUAUCCUAUAAUGACUAGUUAGGUACAGGAAAUACAGAUGGUAAUCAACUAUUUUGAAUUAUGCCAAUAAUUGUACGUUGAUAGAUUAACCUAUAUUUACAACGUUUCAGAGGUGCCACACAUAGGCCUAAGAGGACUUUCGGAUGUGAACGUCAUCGUGUCAUACCUUAAUUUGUUAAAUUACAGUGUGAACGGCACCUAAGAUAGAGUAGACACACAUGAGUCACCAUUUUGACCAACAGACAAAUAUCCUUUUUAAUAUUAUAUCAACCAAACUAACUAUAUUUGCAAAUCGGAAUAAAUAAUAUAAUUUUGUGCAU
Anneissia japonica is the source of this 2490-nucleotide messenger RNA. RefSeq names its product neutral and basic amino acid transport protein rBAT-like. The record is from RefSeq and is a predicted model, not a curated record. The transcript is spliced from 11 exons. Lineage: Eukaryota; Metazoa; Echinodermata; Crinoidea; Comatulida; Comatulidae. The coding region runs from base 96 to 2117 and encodes 673 amino acids. Gene Ontology annotation, biological process: carbohydrate metabolic process; amino acid transport.